UAUCACUCGUCAGGCUGCCUUAGCCGUUUUUGUUUGCUUGAUUACCGGGCGGUGUUUACGUGGCCGGGACUUUUUUCACGAACCAAAGGCAGAGCAUCAACUAUUCCUGCCACUCUGGCUCCCGCGUCAGGCAUGCGCCCUAUUAGACCGCGAAGAUGACCAGGCUCCGCGGAGCUUCAGUGAGUUCGCCAGACAUUUCGCGUGACAGUCCGCAGUUUUACCGGUCGAAACUCCCACCGAACACGCCGGAGAUUAUUGUUCAGAAUACAGUCGAGGUGUCGCAUCCGUCCCAGGUCUUGCCGUGGUAUCGCGAUGAUCGACGAAGGCAGUUUCAUCUCUUGGUUCGCAGAUAUAAGAACCAAGUACUCUACGGAUGCCAGGACCCCAACUGCCUUACACCGACUUGUGCCAGUUACCGGAGGAGAGUUACCGAGGGACCGUUUCGUCGCUACACCGAGUUAAGCGCCCGGACACUGGCUUGCUACCUAGCAAGCCUGGAUAAUGCAGAAAAUGGCCUUUGUCGCAAUUCUCUCAGAUCUUCAUGGGACUCAUCGCACGAUGCGCCACGUCGAUCCAGACGACGCAGCCGUGGACUUGCGGAACACGACCAGACAACAAAACAUGGGAAUUCGAUGGCACAACAGGGAAGUGCCUCUACAGAGAUCGCGCAAACUAAUUCGAAUAUACAAAGGUCUACCGGCCAAUAUACGGCAACCCAUAAGUUGAAAGACCCAAAGUCCCUCACGCAAAAUCUUUUCGACACUCUGCCUUUGCGGAUGGUUGAGUGGCUUCCUCUCCGACGUCCGCAUGAUUCUUUCGAUUCGCGUCCCGACCAAAUACCAAUACAACCUGCGCCUCAUUCCCCAAAACUGGACAAUCACCCCAGCAAACCCGACUCUAGAAAGGACGAGCGUCCCCCGAGUCGCAGAUAUUCUGGUACUCCCAGUGGGAAUUACCGUGCUUAUUCGCCGCGGACCCCAAGCCGACAAUCGGCUGCGGUGGAGGUAAAGCUACCCAAUCAACAUGUGAAACGCCUUUCGCUCACCGAGUCGGAUCAAUGGUGUCAGGGUCCGCGGUCGAGCUUUGAGGAAAAGGUGCAUCCGGAACGAAAGCCGACCAAAAAACUUUCUAUCAAUGCGCAUGCAACUACGAAUGAAUUCACGCCACCGGCAUUGAAACACCGCCCUCAGAAACAUCGGGGACGAACGGGAGAUGUCAACAGCAUAAAGCCACUCGAGCGUCAGAAGAAGGAGAGACGCGUCUCCUGGGACGGAUCCAAGGUCUUGAAUGAUGUCCAAAAUAUUGAGAAUCGACAACCUCCAGCUGUGCCCUCAGAGACGCCGAUAGAAAUUCAGUCACCCAGUGACCGCAAGCCAAAGCGCAAGCCACAGCCUUGUCGCAAAGAGACUGUACCGACAGUUCAGACAGUUACACAUCUCUCAAAGGAGAUUGUAGAUGGGCUAGGGCAAGUCAUGAUACAGUCUGAGGAAGAGGCUCAACGGUGGAAAGAAGAACUUGAGUAUAUGGAGCUCACUGGUAACUACGAUGGUUCUGAGUGGUUUUCUGCAACACCUCGCCAGCAGCAGGCGUUUUCGUUUGUAGCUCAGUCAGUAUUCUAUUCAUUAAGCAGCCCGAGGCAAAUCCUGCGUUGCUUUCGACAGGGCACAAAUUCCAACAGCAACGGAAAUGACAAGUCAUCACGCCUUGAUUUUCAGGAAAUCCAAUCGUCACUACGCAAACUCACCACGAUAUGCCCCUGGGAUAUGGUCUUACAUAGCUUGUGGGAUGCUGUGGAAAAGUUAUUUGUUCCUCCCAAGGAGUUGCCCAUGUCUGGCAGACAUUCGCGGCGUUCAUCAGCGACUUCGAGCAUAGCAGCACCUCUAUCAGCUCCCAUACUUGCUCGUCAAACAUCUGAUUCUAUACAGGAAGAGCACGUCACCGAUGCGAAUGCCGCCCAUAUAGUUACGAUUGCACUUUUUGCCUUAGCCGGAUCAGUUCCUGAGGUAGACGCUCCAACAUGGCGAGGCAUUCUCCGGAUGCGUGCUAUUGGCACCGUCGCUCCGGAUGCUGAAAUGCGGAAUCUCCCGUCUUCAAGUGCUGAAUUGGUCACGGAGGUCACUGACAAAUUCGAGCAUGGGCUUGCUCUCCGGCUUGCGAAUCGCCUUGUUCGCGCCUUGACGGCGCGUUUAGCGUUCCAUGAGAUUUCCAAGGCACGCGAUUAUACCUUCUCGCUCAAAAGCAAUGUCUUGGACUUGAUUGUGGAUAAUCUCAGCGAACAAUACCUCACAACUUGUCCCAACAACCAGGAAUAUGGUGAGGCGCCCACUAACCAUCAUCCAGGUGCUCCUGCGAUUAUUACAGAAUGGCUUCGUACUCUUCUGCUUCGAGAAUGGGAUGGCAAUCCACGAAUCCCACGAAGCAGCACCGUUGGAGGCGCCGUGCAGAUCCUUUCUACACUAUACAAAGAACGGAAUCGACUCGGUCUUGUCCCCGAAGACUUCCACACACCAUUUUUUGCAGAGAGGCUGGAUCCUCUGGAGAUGCCUGUGGAAUGGCUGGGGACCAUGUCUAAUAAUAACAAGACUAUGCAUCUGUUGUCACACUCUUUCUUGUUCCCUCCGCCGGCCCUAGUCAUCUACUUCCGAGCUUUGAAUUACUCUGUUAUGUCUAAAUACUACGAGUCUGCGAUGACUACGACCCGUCACGUCACUCAGACAGCAUUUGGAGCUAUCCACGUCAAUGACGAUGUAUCCCUGCUGUCGAGGAUGAAGACGUCUAUGUCGACAUACUUGGUCCUCGUCGUGCGGCGAGACAACGUCGUUACGGAUGCAUUGAAUCAGCUUUGGCGACGCGAGAAGCGCGAACUAAUGCGUCCGUUGAAGGUGCAGAUGGGCAUGGACGAAGGUGAGGAAGGUCUCGACCACGGUGGCGUGCAGCAAGAGUUCUUCCGAGUGCUUAUGGCAGAGGCUUUGCAUCCGUCGUACGGCAUGUUUACCGUGGACCCGCGUACACGGAUAUCAUGGUUCCAACCAUGCUCGUUGGAGCCGCUAUAUAAAUUCGAGCUUCUUGGGCUUUUGCUGUCGCUUGCGGUGUAUAACGGUCUAACCCUACCAGUCAACUUCCCGAUUGCCUUUUACCGCAAGUUGCUUGGCCUCAAGGUGAAGCGCCUGGACCAAAUCCAGGAUGGUUGGCUAGAACUGGCCAAGGGUCUCGAGGGACUUCUGACGUGGCAGGACGGCGACGUUGCGGACAUAUUCAUGCGAACCUAUGAGUUCAGCUUUGAAGCAUUCGGGCGCGUGGAGACAGUUGAUAUGCAGCGCGUUGACCGAGACGCCAUGUGGCCACUGCCUUCGAGAUCCAUGCCUGUCGAUGGAAAAUACUCGACCGCCUGGUCAGACAUUCCUCAUUACGGAGACCGCGCGAACCUGAGUCCACCAUCCUCAAUGGCUGCCGAAGCGACGGAACUUAUGUCUUGCGAAUCGUCGCAUGGUGACUUUGCUAAAUCCAUGGAGGGUUCGAUAUCGAUACAGUCUCCGACUCCGCCAGCUGAAGAAGCGUGUCUCGUGACGAAUCGGAAUCGGCAUGAAUUCGUUAAGGACUAUAUCUUUUGGUUAACGGAUAAGUCGGUCCGGCCGCAAUACGAGGCGUUUGCGCGAGGUUUCUAUACCUGCCUCGAUCGAUCUGCUUUGUCAAUCUUCACUCCAGAGGCACUUAAAACUGUCGUUGAAGGUAUCCAGGAGAUUGACGUGAAAGAGCUGGAGCGGCAUGCGCGGUACGAGGGUGGAUUCGGUCCGAGUCACCCUGUUGUUCGAGAUUUCUGGAGCAUCGCGCAGAGAUUCUCAGCGGAGAAGAAGGCACAACUCCUGGAAUUUGUCACGGCAAGCGACCGCGUGCCUGUCAAUGGGAUUGCGAGCAUCAUGUUCGUUAUCCAGAAGAACGGAGUGGGGGAUGCUCGCCUUCCAACCAGUCUAACCUGUUUCGGUCGACUUUUACUCCCAGAAUAUUCCUGCAAGAGCGUAUUGGAAGAGAAGUUGAACAAGGCAUUGGAGAAUGCCCGGGGCUUUGGCGUUGCAUAGUUGGUUCAUACAACUCCGGCAUUUCGGCAUUAUUGGACAUACCCAUAGUGUACAUUUAGUAUAUUUAGUUGAUAUAUAGAGGCGAAGGGGCUUCUUUGGGGUAUCAUAUUGAAUUUACGGUUCUUAUUCUAG
This is a messenger RNA of Aspergillus ruber CBS 135680, 4208 nucleotides long. Its product is annotated as HECT domain protein. The coding region runs from base 156 to 4076 and encodes 1306 amino acids. Gene Ontology annotation, molecular function: ubiquitin-protein transferase activity. The transcript has 3 exons. The record is from RefSeq and is a predicted model, not a curated record. NCBI's taxonomy places the organism in Eukaryota, Fungi, Ascomycota, Eurotiomycetes, Eurotiales, Aspergillaceae.